This is a messenger RNA of Hemiscyllium ocellatum (epaulette shark), 4240 nucleotides long. RefSeq names its product secretory carrier membrane protein 1 (gene scamp1). Gene Ontology annotation, biological process: protein transport. Bases 112 to 1116 code for a protein of 334 amino acids. NCBI's taxonomy places the organism in Eukaryota, Metazoa, Chordata, Chondrichthyes, Orectolobiformes, Hemiscylliidae. The record is from RefSeq and is a predicted model, not a curated record. The transcript has 9 exons. Gene Ontology annotation, cellular component: recycling endosome membrane; trans-Golgi network membrane.
UUCUCUCGGAUGUGAGUCGAGUGCGGAUUAAAGGGAGUGGGUGGAGAAAGCCCUUUAAUAGGCGCCUUGGAAUAUACACGGAGCGCAGGAAAGGUGUCCAAACGCAUCGAGAUGGCGGACUUUGAUAGUAAUCCCUUUGCCGACCCUGAGUUUAACAAUCCUUUCAAGGAUCCAUCAGUUACACAAGUGACAAGAAAUCCUCCACCAGCAUUAGAGGAAUACAAUCCUUUCACAGGUGGACGGACGGCACCCCCAGGAAAUGCUGAAAAGCAUCCUAUGCCGAGUACACAACCCGCUAUAAUGAAGCCUACAGAGGAACCACCCACCUAUGCACCUCAUACACAGGAAACUGCAGCAGCCCAGGCUGAGCUGCUGAGACGUCAGGAAGAAUUAGAGCAAAAAGCAGCAGAGCUUGAUCGGCGGGAACGUGAAAUGAAAAAUCUCAGCUAUGAUCCUCGGAAGAACAAUUGGCCUCCCCUUCCUGAACGAUGCCCUGUGGGGCCAUGUUUCUAUCAGGACCUCUCUGUAGAUAUCCCUGUUGAAUUUCAAAAAACAGUCAAGAUGCUCUACUACUUAUGGAUGUUCCAUGCAGUAACACUCCUGGUAAAUAUUAUUGGUUGCCUUGCCUGGUUCUGUGUUGAUAGCUACCGAGGUGUGGACUUUGGCCUUGCCAUUCUCUGGUUUUUGCUUUUUACUCCCUGUUCAUUUAUUUGUUGGUACAGACCACUCUACAAAGCUUUCAGGAGUGACAGUUCCUUCAGCUUUUUUCUAUUCUUCUUCGUAUUUAUCUGUCAGUUUGCUGUCCAUGUAUUGCAAUCAGUAGGAAUUCCACAGUGGGGAAACUGUGGCUGGAUUUCAGCACUUACAGCUCUUAAUAAGAGUAUUCCUGUUGGAGUUCUGAUGAUGAUUGUUGCAGCAGCUUUUACUGGUUCAGCUGUUGUCUCACUAAUUAUGUUUAAAAAGGUACAUGGAAUGUAUCGUACUACAGGAGCUAGCUUUGAGAAAGCUCAGCAAGAGUUUGCGACAGGAGUCAUGUCAAACAAAACUGUACAGACAGCUGCAGCAAAUGCAGCUUCUACUGCAGCUCGAGGUGCUUUCAAAGGCAACCAAAUUUAAGGGAGAAGGAAAACAAAUCCCCAUCUCAAACGUCUACCAUCUAAUCCAUGUCCCACUCCAGUCAUUACAUACACACAGAUGUCUAUGAACAUGAUCUCACCAUAGCUGCAGCAUGACCCUUUAUAUUAAAAAAAAGCUCCAUGUAGCCCUUGAAUUAGGUUUAUGCAUGGGCUAAAAACUUACACACAAUAGUACUCUUGCUUGAUGAAGAUCUUGUGUUUGAAUUGCUUUUUGUUUUUCAUAACAUUUUUGGAUUAUCAUACUGCCCUUUCUGUUAAGUUUUCAGUUUGUAAUUUGCAUGUUGUCAUUGUUUCUUUAAUAUUGUACUCUAGUUACCGGAGAAUCUUAUGUCUUCUGUGCUACACUGGACUGCUGACUGAUUUGCACGCAAUUUAGUGAUCUUGAAGAAUUGUCUGUACUGCCAAGAGUACAUUGGAUUGGAAACGUUUUAUGUAAAACGUUUGUAACUGCCUUCAUAACAAACACUGACGAGUUAAUGUCAAAGUAACUUAGUUGUCCCUAAUUAUUUGCAAUUUUCUCAUGGUUUUCUUACAUUAACUGAAAAUGAAUGGCAUUACCCUUGUAAUGUUUAGUGGUAUAAUCAAUAUUGACGUACUGUUUGAGUGUCCGCAAUGACUGAGAAGCCUCAUUUGUUCAAGUAUGAACUGGGGCACACUAACUGUAAUGCCGAAAGCAGAUGGCAGGAACUAUUUGGAGUCUUUUGGAAAUUGAACUGCAAUAAUGAAUGUUGUGCCUUCCUUCUAAUUGUAUAAAUUUUGAGUAUAAACAAAUUCCAUCUAUCAUAGACAAACAGUUCUUGAGAAGCACACAUCCUUAAAGUGCAAACAUUAGUGUGUAUCCAUUUUGACUGAAAUUGAUUUUUUUUUAAAAAUCUGGUUAUCGCCACACUGACUUCUACAGAAGCAUUUCAGAUAAUCAGUGGAAAAUGUAGUUUUUUGGGAUCAUGAUUUCAUUUCCAGGCAUGUUCAAAUUUAUUUUUGUUUUGAAGUGAAAUAUUAUUUUAGAUUUCUGAAGGAUGUAGUAACAGAAUUGAGUAAAGAAUUGUUGGAUUUACUUUUUUUUUAAUGACUAAGGUCAAUGAGUAAAAUGACUGUACAGCUGCUAAAUCUUUCAGAAGGCUGGUCAUUGAACUUCCAUUCUGUGAUGGGAGUUAUGCUUGUUGUUUCGCAGUCCUGUCCAAGAAGUGGUACAACUACAUUUUAGUUUUAUAGUCAUUCCGUAUCUCUGCUCCCUCCCUGACAGUGCAACUUAAAAGAAAACAAAACCGUGAUAUUCCUGAACAAAAGUUCUUGCUGCUUCUUUGAUAGGCCUGAAUAAAGAAUUGGUUUUAAUUUUGUAAAUGAUUCCUGUUAGCAUACAACCUGAUAUGGUAAACAUACUACUUGAAGGGAAUUGUAUAAUGCUAUUUCCUACAUAUAUAGUUCUCCAGCACUUCUCAAAUCUAAAUGUGCUUAUCAACUGCAGAUGUUUUCAAAAGAAGGUUUCAAAUUUAAUUAAAUCCUUAUUGCACUAUAGUUUGUGUGCGGAUCAUAAACACAAGUUGUUUGGGACUGUUUUCUGUAAUGAAGGUGGUUAUUGCGGAAAGGAAUACUUGCUAGGUGUGCAUAUAUAUUGGAGAUUUCAGUACACUGUUGAACUGGUCUAACUUGACUCCUUUUCCUGCAUUUUUUGUUUCCUUUUCAAGUCUUGUGUGUGUGUGUACAUGACUUACACUACCCACUGAUGGUGCACCAAGUUAGUCAGGAGAUACACUUUGUUUUUUCCUGUUUGUACAUGCAUUAAUUGUUUCUAUAUACUUGUAUAAAUGUGCUGUGUUUAGGAGGCAGUGUGUCCAGAACUUUUUUAUUUUGAAGGCAGUUAUAAUGUUUUGCUGAAGUUCUAGGCAUGAUGUAUUUGGAUCUUGGAAUGAAUGUUGUCUGAAAUGCAGGAGUUAAAUUGAUUUGAAAUUAGUACAUUGAUGUUUCUAAGUUGUGUAAAUGGACAGAUACCCAUAAAAUUGCCACUGCUGUUCCAUACCUAUAAGUAAUACUGGUUGGGAGAAAUCUGUAGAUUUUUAACUUAAGUAGCUGUGACAAUUUUUAUGCAGCUGAAAUCCACAAUAGAACUUCACUCCUGGAACUGUCCAUUUUCCUGGAAUUACCAGGACAUGAUCAGAUAUCAGAUUUCAUAGUAAAUGGGCCAAGAUCACUUGGGUAGGCAAGCAAAGAUUUCAAUAAGGUAAAAUUAAUAUCUCCAAGCAUUGAGCAAUUCUGAGUUUGUUCAAUCAUAAUGAAUAAGAUGCAUUUCCUUGCUGGCAUGUUUUGAAUCAACUUUGAAUUAAAAUAUAUUUUUUAAAUAACUAGUGAAUGAAAUCUUGAUUUAUACAUUUUGAAAUGCUAGGUAGGAGUUUGUUAAUGGAGUACUGUUCUAACAUUUGUGAUGUGACCAGAUACUGAGGUGAAUCAAAGAGCUUCAAAUGGUAAGUGACAAAUUGUUCUGUUACUUGUACUUCUGUUAAAUAUGGUGGUAAAUAUGUCAAUGUUACAAAAGACCAUGAGGAAACUUCAUUAGUUAAUGUAGUUAGCAAUGUUGCUGUUUUCUACUUUUAAGAAAAUUAGUUAUGUCUCACAGUUGAGAAGUACUGUGAUUAUAUUUUUAACUACGUUGUGAAAUGGAGUGCACUAGUAUUAUGUCAGCGGAAAUGGCAAUUUUUACAUUGCUUUUUAUUUUAACUUGGAUAUGUAGAACUCUAACUUCAAUAGUGAUUCUUUCCUUGAAGUGAGUAAGAGUAACUUGAGCACGUCUUGCUUUGUUUUCCCAGUUCAUUGCAAAUGUUUGGGAAGUGUAUGAUAAAUGCAGAUGAGGACUUUUUUUUUAAUUUAGAAAAGAUUUCAAUGAUGUAAAGAUGCUGGUGUACUUAUUCUUGGGGUUUCUGCAGUGAUGAAUACAUCUGUGUUUGAAGGAUGUUUAUUAGCCAGUGAAUUAUGUAAAUGUCCAAUGAAGUUUGCAGCCAGAUGACUUUCUAAACUUCAAAUAUUGCAUUUUAAUUUUUAGGUGUUGAUUGUUCUGCCUGUUUUUAUUUGUAGCUUUUGAUUUUUUUUGAACUGUAUAAAGUAAGAAACUU